AUGCAAGGAAAUAUUCCAAGUACACUUUGCAAACUUCCAUACCUUGAUAGUCUAUAUUUGUCUAUCAGUAGUUGGGGAGGUCUAAUUCCAGAAUGUUUCGGAAAUAUAACCUCAAUAAGAUAUCUUCAUCUCUACUCAAGCAUACUGAAAGGAAGUAUUCCAGGAUCACUAUGCAAUCUUCUUUCCCUUCAGGAUAUAGAUUUAUCAGAUAAUAAUUUGGAAGGCUUGAUCCCAUGGUGCCUUGGGAAUAUAUCCUCACUAAGAUAUAUUGAUCUUAGCUCCAACAAGUUGGAAGGAAGUAUUCCAGGAUCACUAUGCAAUCUUCAACCAUCCCUUGAAGUGCUCAUUUUAUCUAACAACAGUUUGCAUGGCCCAAUUCCUCAAUGCUUGGGAAAGUUGAAAUUUUUGACAACUUUAAUUGUUUUUAAAAACCAGCUUGGAGGAAAGUUAGCUCCAACUCCAGCUCCAGCAAUUAGUAAUGACACAGAUCAGACAAGUUUGAUUUAUGGAAUUGAGACAUGGUUGUGCAGUUUGAGGUCCUUGCAAUUUCUUGAUCUAUCAGACAACAAUUUACAUGGUCCGCUACCUCAGUGUUUAGUGAACUUCAGCAAGGAACUUACUGUUAUUAAUUUAGCAAGAAAUCAUUUUCAGGGGUUUAUCCCAGGAGUUUUCAUAAACGGAAACAUCUUGGAGUAUUUGAAUUUGAAUGACAAUCAAUUGGGAGGGCCAUUGCCUCGAGGCUUGAGAAAUUGCAACAAUCUUAAAUUUCUAGAUCUUGGAAACAACAAGUUACGUGAUUCAUUCCCUCAUUGGUUGGGUGCUCUUUCUAAUUUGCGUGUUUUUGUGUUGAGAUCUAAUCAUUUUUAUGGUGAAACAUGCACUUCUAACACUACAUUUCCAUUCCCAAAGCUGCAUAUAUUUGAUAUCUCACACAAUGAGUUCAAUGGUCCUUUACCAAGGUAUUAUAUGGAGAACUUUGAAGCCAUGCAGAGGGAAAAUGAUGAUGAAAGGCUGUCAUUUUAUGAAGCUUCAAUAAGCCUUGUGUGGAAAGGGGUGGAGCUUCAAGUGGUGCAUUAUAAUAUCUGCACAUCCCUUGAUUUAUCCCGUAACUACUUCCAUGGUGAGAUUCCAAAAUCUUUGGGAAGGUUAGUUCUAAUUCGGUUUCUCAAUUUGUCACACAAUCAGCUCACUGGUUAUAUCCCACCAUCAUUGGGAAAUUUGACGAUUCUUGAGGCACUCGAUCUAUCAUCGAACAAACUAGUGGGCGAGAUUCCAGAACAACUUUCAAAAUCCUUGACAUUUCUCGCUGUACUAAAUCUUUCUUAUAAUAAUCUUUCUGGUCCUAUACCUAAUGGCCCACAGUUUGACACCUUUGACAACAAUUCCUAUAUAGGAAACACGGCUCUGUGUGGAUUUCCACUAACGUUGAAAUGCCAGGACAGAGGUGAUGGGAAAGCACCAGUUGCAGAGGAUUCUCAAAAUCUUCGGAGUGGAUUUGGUUGGCGAAGUGUUGUUAUUGGAUACAGUUGUGGCAUGCCAUUUGGUAUAUUCAUAGGAUAUCUCAUAUUCAAGUAUGGAAAACCACGGUGGCUUAUAAGGUGUGUGAUUGUUGCAGUGUUUGGUUUGUAA
Messenger RNA from Ipomoea triloba (trilobed morning glory), 1629 nucleotides. Its product is annotated as receptor-like protein 9DC3. The transcript is spliced from 2 exons. NCBI's taxonomy places the organism in Eukaryota, Viridiplantae, Streptophyta, Magnoliopsida, Solanales, Convolvulaceae. Gene Ontology annotation, molecular function: protein binding. The coding region runs from base 1 to 1629 and encodes 542 amino acids. The record is from RefSeq and is a predicted model, not a curated record.